AUGAGCCUCACUCUGGUCCGACCGACUGCAAUAUCAUUCGACAAACUGAAGAAUCCGGCGGAGCAGCAUCCAUGUGAAGGUGUGCGGUAUUUUGCUGCCAGUCCUGGCUGUUCGCUGUCCACCGUAAGGAUUGGACUGCGAUCUCUCGGAAUGGUGAAAGAGCUCGAAGUCGCAGAUUCGACUGGCUGGACACCGUUGUCACUGGAGAUGGAAAAUGGGUCCUCUACGUCGACCACACCCGUGGUUGACGUAGAGGACCCAAUCAAGGCAAACUUCCGUGACCGUGCCUGUCUGGAAAGGGAAAGGAGACAUUGCUGA
Necator americanus (New World hookworm) is the source of this 318-nucleotide messenger RNA. RefSeq lists its product as uncharacterized. NCBI's taxonomy places the organism in Eukaryota, Metazoa, Nematoda, Chromadorea, Rhabditida, Ancylostomatidae. The coding region runs from base 1 to 318 and encodes 105 amino acids. The transcript has 2 exons. The record is from RefSeq and is a predicted model, not a curated record.